Messenger RNA from Filobasidium floriforme, 2694 nucleotides. Its product is annotated as Dolichyl-phosphate-mannose-protein mannosyltransferase-domain-containing protein. The transcript is spliced from 11 exons. The record is from RefSeq and is a predicted model, not a curated record. NCBI's taxonomy places the organism in Eukaryota, Fungi, Basidiomycota, Tremellomycetes, Filobasidiales, Filobasidiaceae. Gene Ontology annotation, cellular component: membrane; endoplasmic reticulum. Gene Ontology annotation, biological process: protein O-linked glycosylation via mannose. Gene Ontology annotation, molecular function: dolichyl-phosphate-mannose-protein mannosyltransferase activity. Bases 153 to 2543 code for a protein of 796 amino acids.
AACGUGAACGACGGUAUCGUACGUACGUCGGGAACACCGGCCAUAACAACAACUACGGAGGCGACGAUUACGAGGUCGAGGACGAGAACGCUCAUCGACGAGGAGGAGAAGGACUCGCUCUGCCUCUCUAUCAUCAAAAGGGUGGAAACGAUAUGCAGUCCCAAGAACAGCUGGAUAUGAGGUUGGGAGGUGGGCUCGGGGCGGAAAUGUCCAGGAGACGGGUAGGAGGGUUACCUACUAUCCCUGCGAGCCCCAACGACCCGAACGUCAAUUACCUCGACGGGGAGAAAGAUGCUCUCUUGAUGGAAAACGAGCGUAGCACGUCUCCAGCCUAUGACGAACAGGGGAAGAUGUUCGGCUCGAAGGGUUUCGGUAUGGGACCUCGGACAGGGGGUCGACGUGGGAUCCCGUUGAUGACCUCUCGUCGACCGGAGAAUGUCCCCCAAUGGAUCAUGCAAAACGAAGAGAUCUUUUUCACCGCCCUCUACACGGCCUUGUCCCUGUUUACCAGGUUGUGGAAGAUUGGCGCAGCAGAUUAUGUCGUCUGGGAUGAAGCCCAUUUCGGGAAAUUCGGGAGUCACUAUAUCAACCGUGACUUCUAUUUUGACGUCCACCCGCCGUUGGGCAAGAUGCUCGUCGGUCUCGUCGGAGUCUUGAGUGGCUACGGAGGAGGGUUCGAUUUCAAAAGCGGGGCGCCGUAUGGCGACAAGGUGCCGUACACGACAAUGAGGGUGUUGAUGGCCAUGUUCGGAGUGGGCAUGGUCCCUGUCGCUUGGUGGACCGCAGGAGAGUUGGGAUGGUCCAGACAGUCUAGGCAUCUGGUCACACUCUGCGUCUUGUUCGAUGUCGGCUGGUUAUGCAUCUCGCGAUUUAUCCUGCUCGACUCGAUGCUCUUGUUCUUCACGUUUACCACCAUCCUCGGGCUCGUCAAAUUCCAUAAUCAACGUCACGACGCGUUCGGAGAUGACUGGUGGGCCUGGUUGGUCUUCACCGGAUUGCAAAUCGGUUGCGUUUGCAGUGUCAAGUGGGUUGGGCUCUUUGGAGCUACCGCCCUUGUCGGGCUUUACACUGUCGAGGAUCUCUGGAACAAGUUUGGGGAUCUCAGGAUGCCCAAGAUGACCUACAUCCGCCACUGGUUGGCGAGAGGGCUCUGUUUGAUCUUCAUUCCCUUCUGCGUCUACGCCAUGUCUUUCAAGCUUCACUUCAUGAUCCUCAACCGGAGUGGACCGGGUGACGCUCAGAUGAGCUCGCUCUUUCAGGCACACUUGAGAGGAAAUGACUUUGCUCAGUCUCCCCUAGAGAUCGCUUACGGGUCCAAGCUCACCCUCAAGAAUUACGGAUACGGAGGCGGGCUCUUGCAUUCACAUGUCCAGACGUACCCUGUCGGGUCAUUGCAGCAGCAAGUCACUUGUUACCACUACAAGGACGACAACAACAACUUUUACAUCUAUCCUCCUUGGGGCGGUAAACCUGUGGACCCGGACGCCGAGCUCGAGUAUGUCCGGGACGGGGACGUGCUGAGGAUCGUGCACGUACCCACCACCCGGAACAUACACUCGCACACGGUUCCGGCGCCGAUGACCAAGGAGAACUAUGAAGUGUCCGCCUAUGGAAACCUGACCGUCGGCGACGUACAUGAUCAUUGGGUCAUCGAGGUCGUUGAUGACAUGAUCUUGGGCAAGAAGAAAAACGUUGACAAGAUCCACGCGUUGACCACGAGGAUGCGGUUCAGGCAUCAAGUCUUGGGUUGUUACCUCAAGGCCGCCAACGUGCCCUUGCCUCAGUGGGGAUGGAAGCAGAUCGAGGUGACUUGUGACAAGCAGAACAAUCCCGCAGACGCCCAUACUUGGUGGAAUGUCGAGAGUCAUUGGAACGACCGACUACCCUCGGGCGAUGCCAAACUAUACAAGUCGCCAUUCUGGAAAGACUUUUGGCACCUCAAUGUGGCGAUGAUGACCUCGAACAACGCGCUCAUUCCCGAUCCCGACAAGGACGAUAUCUUGGCUUCGCAACCGCUCGACUGGCCCUGGUUGCACCUGGGACUUCGUAUGUGCGGCUGGGGAGACAAUCAGAUCAAGUACUAUCUGCUCGGGACACCCAUUAUCUGGUGGGGAGGCGGUGUGGCCUUGAUUGUCGGUUGUCUCACGCUCGUGACCUACUUGAUGCGGAUGCAAAGACAGUACAGAGAUUGGGCCGAAGGCGAAUGGGACGAUUGGCUCUACGUCUUCAAGCUUGCCCUUGGCGGGUGGCUCACGCAUUUCGUGCCGUUCUUGAUCAUGGGGCGGGUGACAUACCUGCAUCAUUACCUACCAACGCUAUGGUUCGCCGUCUUGAUGAUUGGCCACAUGCUCGACACGUUCGUCUUUCAAUCAUCCAACCGGUCGAAUCGAGCAAAGUGGAUCUGGUUCGGUGUCCUCGCCGGAUCCGUCUUUUUCUGUUUCAUGUGGUUCCGAGGCAUGGCCUUUGGAAUUACCGGCCCGAUCAAGGACCACCGGGGUCUCAAGUGGAGAAAGACAUGGAACAUUUACGACGACCGAGAUUAAACCGAUGCAUUUCAGGAUUGCUGUAGACACCUCAUGUCUUGUUCACGAUUGCACAAGCUAUUAUACAUCUUUCUUUCACGAGCUCACUUGACCACGUAUGAAUACAACAAAGGGAGUCUUUUUUUCCGUUCCGAAUCAACGUCAUGAGUCG